GUUACUGAUACAGUGAUAAGCGAGUCGGCGAGUUGUUCUUUCUGGAUUUUGAUUUUGACCUAGGCUACAGACAGGGCCUUGUCAUGAUUUCGUUGGCUAGCAGUAAAGGGAAGGUUGGCAUUAGUUUCAGGAUGAAGAGUUUUCCAGAUGUUACGAGUUUCCUCGUUGGAAAAUCCUCAGUGCAGAUGUUGAUGAAUGCAUGGUCGGAACUCAUGACUGUGUGGAAACUGGGAGCUUAUGCAACAACACCAUAGGAUCAUUUGAGUGCUACUGUGACUCCAGAUAUGAAACAGGAGUGGAUGGUCACGACUGCAUUGAAAUUGACGAAUGCACUGAUGGCUUGCAUGAUUGCGAUGCCGUCGCCACCUGCAACAACACUAUUGGAUCCUUUACUUGCACAUGCAACUCGGGCUACAGUGGAACCGGGAAAAGUGGCCAAUGUACAGAUGAUGACGAGUGCAGCCUGAACACCCACGACUGUCAUUCCGAUGCCAUCUGCACCAACACAGUGGGCUCCUUUACCUGUGCUUGUGGCUCUGGCUUCACUGGAGACGGUCAAAGCAGCGGGUCUGGAUGCACAGAUGAUGAUGAAUGCACAUUGGGAACAGAUAACUGCCUAGACACAUCCAGUAACGGUCGCUGUGUUAACGCACCAGGUUCCUUCAGCUGUCAGUGUGAGACUGGCUACUCUGGGGAUGGAGUUACCUCCUGUUCAGAUUUUGAUGAGUGUUCCGGUUCCAAUAGUUGUCAUCCAAGCCGUGCCACCUGUGCCAACACCGUAGGCAGUUACACCUGUACUUGCAAGACGGGAUUCACAGGGGACGGUUCCACGUGUGCUGAUGAAAACGAGUGUUCAUUGGGCAGCCAUAAUUGCCUGACAACUCUCGGCCAGUGUUCCAAUAACAUCGGCUCCUUCAGCUGUGGUUGCAUCAGUGGCUACUCAGGAGAUGGCCUAACCACCUGCACAGAUGUGGACGAGUGCUUCACUGCCAAUGACUGCAACCCACUGGCAACCUGCAACAACACCAUUGGCAGCUACACUUGUACCUGCACAGCUGGUUACCAGGGCAGCGGCAAGGUUUGCACAGAUAUUAAUGAAUGUGUAAUUGGCACACACGACUGUCUGUCGUCCAAUGCAUUCUGUAUCAAUAGCGUUGGUUCCUGGGAUUGUUACUGUGACGUCGGCUUUACUGGUGAUGGGGUUACAAGUUGCAUAGAUGAUGAUGAAUGUGCAAAUAACACCCACAGCUGUCACCCAACAUUGGGUGUAUGCACCAACACAGCUGGCUCCUAUGUGUGCUCCUGCCAGAACGGCUAUGCAGGCAACGGCCGAGCCUGCGUGGAAAUUGAUGAGUGCCUCGGGGUGACGUGCACUGACCGUGGUACUUGCAUGGAUAAUGUCGGCUACUACGAAUGCAACUGUGACUGGAGUUUCUGGGGAACAGACUGCGAAUUAGAGUCCAAGUAUGCUGACUCCAUGCCACAGUACCCAGGCUCCCUCUGGUGGACGUUCAACGAGUUUAACACCACCGGCGACGAUAAGUACGCCAAUCAGGAUGUCAACGCCACAGAAUUCAACGCCUACCCAGGCCUGGCCAUUCAACACGACUACGGCAUCUCCAACUACUCCAUCCGGACCCGGCUGAAUGGCACCGACGACUGCCUGAACUUUGGUGACUUUGUGGGCCACUGCAUCAGCGAGCCAGCCCUGUGCACGGAUGGGCUGACAGUGUCCCUGUGGAUUCGGCUGACAGAGGACGAGGUGAAUGAAGCGGGACCUGUCUACAUACUCAGCUCAGGUCCUCCGGAUUCCAUCGGUUUCAGCAUCUACCGAGACACCAGGAAGAUCGGCUUUGUACUGAAUGAAGGAACGACGCAGUGGACGGCGGAGGUCACUGACGCUGUACCUGCCAACUUGUGGAAGAAUGUGGCAUUUGCUUGGAGUGCCUCCACAGGCAUGUCGGUCUUUAUCGAUGCCGUGAGGCAGGUAGACGUGGAAGACGGGACCAACAACCCUCUGGCUCCGGUUGUCAGCUACCUCACCCUAGGUUGCCGGUACAACGGAGCCGAAAACACAGGCCACUCCUCGGGGCUGUUUGACGAACUGGCCAUCUGGAUGGGCAGGUUUAAUGACUCUCACCAGCUGCCUUGGUUGAUGGGAGGCUGGGACAAAGAUGACUGUGUGACAGAGCCAUGUGAACACGGCCAAUGCUUUGACACUGGCAUAGCAUCCUACAGAUGUGAAUGUGACCCUGGUUACAACGGUACCAACUGUGAAAUCGAAAUUGAUGAGUGUGAGUCCAACCCAUGCCAGCAAGGCGGGACAUGUACAGAUUUCAUUGCCUAUUACCAUUGCGACUGCGUCUUUGGAUAUACCGGUCACAGCUGCCAUCUGGAUUUGUCACCCAACUACGACUACUCCAAUGUGGUGAAUCUCUUUUCAAGAUUUUUAGUCAUAGAUGAAAUCCUUGGCCUUGAGGCAGUUCAGGUCCAUCCAUUCCACCUUCUAGCUACCAACUAUUGGCCCCUGAAUGACCCCUCCUCCAUCCAGAUAGCUGGCAGCAACUACUCAGCCGUCCUGGGCCGGGAUGGCACAGGCCUGUACCCCCUCCUGGGAUCCAGUAACUCACGGAUCCAGCUGGCCAAUCUGACUGGUCACUGCCUGAGCGAGCCCCAGUACUGCACGGACGGCCUCUCGCUGGCCGUGUGGGUGAAGUUGUACACGAUGAGCGCAGGGGAAGAUGGGAUCAUACUGAGCACAGCAUCGAUUGAGAGUAAUGGACGGGUGGGCGUGUCCAUCGUUCUGAAGGCAAACGAUGACUUGGAGUUCAGAGUUGCUGAUGGGGUAAACAGAGCCUGGGUCCUCCUGAUCAGCUCAGCCGAUGUUGUCUUCAACAGCUGGUGUCAACUGGCCAUUACCUGGCACCCGGACAUCGGCCUCACAGCUUACAUGAACGGGAUCAAGGUUACCAACGCACAACGAAGCAGGGAACCAGCGGGAGACACUAACCUGAGCAACCUGUUGAUGAUUGGGUCACGUUACGUCAAUGUGACCUCGACAGCAUAUCCCAUGAGCGUGAGUGAUGUCGUGUUUUGGGACCGUCACCUCCGAGACUGGGAAUCCAACCGUUUCCUGGGUUUUACACGCCGGGAACAGGAGAUUGCUAGCUUUGCUGACUAUUACUGGGGUGUUGACGGCUAUGCGCGACGAGACGAGUCCAUCCUUUCCCGUUACCAGGAGCCCUACGUCAGUCAGUUCAAGGAGUUGACCAAAGCAGGGGAGGGAGACGUGGUGUUAGCCCCUAGUUGGGAUUCCAAGGGGAACUCUCUCCUUGUGUACGGGGAUGGCAGUGGCUGGCUGCUGCUAGACGACUUUGCCGGGCAGUGCCUCAGUGAUGUUAGCCUCUGCAAGGACGGCCUGUCUGUGUCCCUGUGGGUGCAACUGGUCCAAGUCCAGGACAACGACACCCACUUCCUAAUCUCCUCAGGGGAGCAGGUCACGCGGGGCUUCUCUAUCUAUCAGCGGGAUGUGGACAGGCUAGGGGCUGCGGUGACAGAUGGCAGGGUGAGAUGGGUGGUGGAGAUAGAACACACCCCCUACAUGAAAGACGAAGCCACCGUGUACAAUGUUCACUCCAACACCAACUACACGGAAUUCACCAGCCCCUGGAUUAACCUGGGCAUCACCUGGACCAAGAAAGGCGGCCUGGCCAUGUUCAAGGAUGGCCGUCUGGUUGCCAUCGAUCCCACCGGUUACCGCAAAUACAGGAACUCGGACGGCGAGACCCUGCUCAUCCUGGGCCGGCGCAACGACUUCCUGGACAACGCCGCCAACUUCACAUUUGAGGAGGUUGCGAUUGUGGAGAGGCCAAUGGAGACGUUUGAGUAUCGGACCGGCCUGGCUAUGAUUGAAAAUAUACAUUACUCUGAUGUGCAGUACUUCUGGAAUCCCAGUGAUUUGGUGGCCAAUACCUUCAAAGUUCUGUGGGAACAUACCUACAAUGACACCACUGAGCCAAUCAGAGCUUCGCGUGCUGUCACCAUGCCUGAUGCCAAUACAGUGCGUCUCACAGACGAUGAUGCAUACAUCAUACUGGGUGACUUCCGAGACAACUUUGUCAGUGACCCCACACUGAGCCCCAGAGGAAUGAGCGUUGCAUUGUGGGUCAAGCUGUCCAUUGACACAGCAGCUAACACAAUCCGAAAAUACAUCAUCAGUUCUGGAUCCCAAGCCAUGUCCACUGGCAUCGCCGUCUACACCAUCGCCGACGAACUGACCUUUCUCAUCAGCACCAAUGAAACCACAUGGGAGACAAAGUACUCCACCGGUGUCAUACCACAGGACACCUGGACCAAUCUAGCCUUCACCUGGCACCACCUUGAACCCUUCAUCCUUUACAUUGAUGGCCGCCGUGUCUCUCCAACAUCGUCAGUGUCCACAUCAGCAAAUAUCAACCAGACCUGUCCCUUGCUAGCCCUGGGAAGGAGGAAUGACAUUGAGGACGGCUUUGGCAAUUUCAAAAUCCACUCUCUGAUUAUCUGGGACAAGUACAUCUACAAGAAGAACGUCCACAAACUCCUGGGUGUAUCUGAUACUGAAAUGUACUACCUCCACCAGGCUGACUACUACUGGUCCCUGGAUCCACCUUUGACCCUGGUCAGCUCCCUGUCUGCCACCUCCUCGUCCGGCACUGCCUAUGUGGAUGACCGUCACCGCUUCGCUCGCAGCCUCUACACAGACGGCCAGAAGGGCUGGGCCAGGCUAGGUGACCUGAGCAGUGAUUGUCUGGCUGACCCGUCCACCUGCGCCAAUGGCUUUGCCCUAGCCCUGUGGAUGAAGUUCAGCGACAUUCCCGCACGUCGAGAGCGCUGCUUGUUCACCAGUGGUGCUGAUCUGCCAAAUGAGAAGGGCAUUGUUUUUCGCCAGACCCCAGACGAUCUUCAAUUCCAGGUCAGCGAUGGCAGUAACAGCUGGUACCUGACUCUCUCUGAGGACCUUUACACAUUCAACGAGUGGCAGUAUGUUGCCAUGGUUUGGUCACCGGCCACAGGCCUGGCCAUCCAUGUCAAUGGCAAGAACAUUGCAUCAAAGACCGAACCCACCGGGGACAGACGCUCAUCUGCUAGCUACUCAGACUUCACCCUCGGCAAAUGUGCUGACAACACAAACUAUGCCCAGGCGCAGUACGAUGACAUCAUCCUGAUGCUGCCCUCUGUAGGACAGUCUUUGCCAACUGCCGAACAACUACAUGGGGAUCCCAUAUGCCAUGGCUUCCUAUCUUCAGACCUGUAUUUCAACCUAACAUCUACCUCGAGCGGGGUAGUCACAACCAACACUCAGCCCUCAGUCCGUGGGGAAGGGGAUGGGAGUACCAGGGCCAUCUCCACCCAUCCAGGCAAUGGUUAUGUAGACAUUGGUGACUUUAGCGGUCAUUGCUUGAGCAGUCCAUCCAUGUGUUCAUCAGGUGUGACACUCUCUGUCAUGGUCAAGCUGAUUGACAUGGAUAACCUCUUGGACUCUACCACCAACCCAGACGGAGUUGGCUACAUCCUCAGCUCGGGUGCCCAAACUGAUCUCUCCACGGGCUUUGCCAUCUACGCUGACAACACAACCAUCACCUUUGAGGCCGAUGAUGGCCUCCAGCAGUGGCGGUCUCAGGUGGACUACAGCCUGUCUGAGAACUGGACCAGCAUUGCCAUGUCUUGGGACUCUGUGUAUGGUAUCACGACAUUCAUCGAUGGAGAGUCCCAGAUGGAAAUAGUAGCUGCACCGCCUACUGUGGUUGUCCCUGUAAGUUCCAAUGACACCGCCAACACCACUGGCCCCACCCCUAGUGUGGCCCCGCCCACUCCCCGGCCCGAUUCCCACACCAGCCUCCAUCUGGGCAAAAGGAAUGAUGAGGGCACAGGCUACCUGCGGGCUGAGUUUGCUGACUUGGCCGUGUGGUUCUAUCGUAUGGACGCUGAGGAUCCCAAUGUUGGUCGAAGGGUCACGGGUCGGGAAUGCCCAGAGAUAGUUGUGACAACCAAUCAUGCUGAGCUGGAUAGAUACUCAGUGUGGACAGGAACCAUUGAAUGCGAUGCUACUCACAAAGUGGACUGUAUCAAUGACUUAGAUGAGCUGUUUGAAGUGAUUUACCAGGAGGACGGAAUCAGUGACUACCUGUAUGCUAGGGUCAUCCAGCUGCUGAAGAACUACACAGCAACAGAGAAGUACUUGACCAAGGACGAGAUAGAGAUGAUGGCGUUCAUGGUUGAUAAGGUGAUCCAUCGGGAGCUGCCUCCAGCGAUGAAUGUCAGCGAUGCACAGGUGGAUCUAGAGAACAUCUUAGAGUUGUCAAGUAAUCUUCUGUCCGUGGAUAGAAAGCGACGCUGGAUCAGCAUUCAGCAGAGUCAGGGUGGUGUCACAAAGAUGAUGAAAGACCUCGAGAACUACAGCAUGAAGAUGGCUGAUCUGCUGGUCACACCUGAUGGCCAACCUAACGAUGAUGUCACCAUGACUGUAGUAUCCAGUAACAUUGUGCUUCACAUCGAGCGGUUUGACAUUGGUGCUUUGGACCCAGACAACGGCCUGCUGUUUCCUCAGUAUUCAGAUCCUGAUCUCCAGCCUAUUAACCAAUCCUGGAAUCAGCCCUCUGACACCAUCCAACUGCCCAAGAACUUCUUUGAUUUCACAACGGAGAAGACUGGAGGUGGCACAUUAGUGGGCCUGGUCUUCAACAGUAUCACUGAAUUUAUGCCUGUGGAAACAACAGAGCCAGAUCUACGAGAAAAUGCAGAAACCAGAGUCAUAAAGCUGACCAGUCGUGUAAUGUCACUGACUGUGGAACCCCCCCUUAGGAAGAACCUGUACAAUCCUGUUGAAAUCACAUUGAGCAACGUCAAGGCAAGGGAGAAUAACAUGGAGCCCAUCUGUGCUUUCUGGGACUUUGACAUGGAAAACACAAUCAAUGGAGGCUGGAGCACCGAUGGUUGUCAAGUCCAUUCCAGCAAUAUCACACAUACGGUGUGUUAUUGCUAUCAUCUGACUAACUUUGGAACGCUCAUGAAGCCCAUUGAGGUUGAGGUGAUCAGUCAAGACGUGAUCAAUCUGGAGUACAUCUCCUGGGCAGGUAACGGUCUGUCCAUGCUGGCUCUCUUGUCUCUGCUUCUCAUCUUUGUCUGUGUCAGUAAACUGCGCACCAUUGUCAAUGCAAUCCACAUCAACUUGAUCAUAGCUAUGAUGCUGGCCAAGACAACGUACCUCAUUAUACCAAUCGUUAAGGACGAUCAGACUGCCUGUACCUGCAUGGCUGUGGUCCUGCAGUAUUUCUACACGGCGACCUUCUCCUGGAUGCUAGUUGAGGGCAUCCAUCUGUUGGUGGAAGUCAGGAACCCAGUCGGCAAUUACUUCAGGCAGAAGUCUCGCUACUACCUGCUGAUUGGCUGGGGUAUGCCAGUAAUGAUCGUUGGCACUACCCUCGCUAUUGCUUUUGAAGGAUAUGGAACAGAGGACAGCUGUUGGAUGUCGAUUGAGAAUGGUGCCGUGUGGUUGUUUGUUGGGCCUUGCAUCGUCAUCAUUCUGCUCAACCUGUGCAUUCUUUACAUCGUGUGGAAAAGCACCAUCAAUUCCACAGAAAGAAUUGGCAAAGUGCAACUACAGCGUUCCAGCCUGCGUGCCUCAGCUCUCCUGCUACCAUUCCUGGGCUGUUCCUGGGUCUUUGCCAUUCUUCACAUCAACUACAAUUACAUCAUCCUGGCCUAUUUCUUUACCAUCCUCAAUUCACUCCAGGGUGUCUUCAUAUUCCUCUUCCAUGGUCUUGGUAACAAGGAGGUUCGUUGGGCCGUCUUGAAGAAGGAUGCUGAGGUUGGAUUUUCAAAAGUUGAGGAGGUCUCAAUUACACCUAAUACUAUGAAGAUGAGACCUAUGUACAUGAGAGCCCCAAGACCACCUCCAACCUAUGUCCCUUGAUGCCAUGACGGGGAACCACCAACAGACUGAAGAAGAUGUGUUUAUUGUUUGAAAAGCGUAUCAAUUUUGAAUGGCGAAACUAUAACAUUAAUCAGUGUUUCUAUUGAAGUUAUUUAUCAAACGGUGUGUCAUUUAAUUGGUCAUAACAGUUCUUGACUUUCAUCUCAGACAAAAAUCUAGCACCAACUAUAGUUAACUAUAGUUUGAUCAAUAUUGCCCAAAUGAUAGAUAAUGUGGACCAUCUAGUCCACCAUUUGCAAUCAUGGUCACUCUGCUGGCUAUCGAUAGCCGAUUUUGUUUAUUAGUAUGGAGGCAACCAUUAACAUAAAACUAAUUGUAUGAGAUGUCAUUAAACAUGAAUGCUAAGAGAGUUGAAACCAGUGGCAUAAUAUGAGUGACAGAGGGAUCUUAAUCAGGGCAGUCUGAGGGUAGCUUUAUUGCCCGUGCCAAUGGUUAGAAAGCAUUUGACUAGUGGUCGAGCUAUAGUUCACAUCUUCCCUCAUUUGGACAUUUAAAAGUGGUUAACUAUUUCACCAGUGUCGGAAAUGGCAUUACAUUGUACUUUGUAGCCCGAGUGAGCCACUGUACACACUGAACUACUGUGUGUUAGACAUGAGAUGUAGAGAUACUUCAUAAGGCAUGCCUAACACAUCUUAUGUUCCCCCAUGACUGAACUGAUGUAUGUUACCAAGUCAUUUUUUCAAGGCACAAGUCAUUUUUUCUAAAGUAAGCCACAGGUCAUGUUGUUUUCAACCCCCAUUCACAUUUACAUAUUCUGACACCUUUUUUAUUGAUGUGAUCUAUAAUGCUUUGCAAAAGAGCUCUGACCUGUUUGCCAUCAUGAUGAUGUUUCCAUAAAAAACGUUGAUUCACAUUGAUUUUAAAAACUUGGAACGUAACCUGUCGAGGAGAAUAAAACUUCUGUAUUGCCAAGAUGGAUUUUUAAAAAAUGCUGUAGGUAUUGAUUGACACACUUUUCCAAUUUACAUUUUUCAUGAACUGUACUGAUUUGUAGACACUAAUAUCUUAAUAGCUAUGCUAAACCCAGCAAGACUGUUUCUGGUUUACUCUGCACCAUCUUAGUUAGGGUUGAUAGAAAUGAAAGCAAUAUUCACAAAAGGUAUGUUGUCAUCAUUUUACAAUGAGUCUUACGGACACUUCUUGGAUUUCAAAUAGUCAUGGGAUCAACUAGAAUGCUUGUAAUUUAUGUGCAAAGAUAGUAACAAAAACAAAUUCUCCAUGUGAUAUCUUUUGUAGUAAUAGUAGGUCAGAUUAUGUAUUUUGAAGAGAAUUGAUGUGAAUACUGUGGAUUAGCUUUCAUAAAUGUUUAAGAAAGAUUUCAGGGAUUGCUUCAGUGGUUGAAUUCUGACUUGGCCGUUUUCACUGAUCAAAAAGGCAGUAAUAACGAUGCUGAGAAAUGAAUUUUAGAUUAUAGAGAUUACCCAGCUGCCAAGCCAUGCAUCCUUAAUCAAAGGAGGGAGUUAUGACUUUAUCUAACAGCACGUUAUAAAUGAAUUAGUCACAUUAUAGGAGGCUUGUGGUUAGGGUUUGUAAUAGAUGUGAGUUUGGGAGAGUCACUUUACACCCACUUGCCUCUCUCCACCCAGGAUUACAAAUGGGUGUUUGUGAAAGCAGACAGGUUGAUUGGUUAGCCAUGUGCACCUGAUAUAGAAGCAUCAAACUGUAUACUCUCCAAGGAGCUGAGAUUGUUUUUAGGAAUGUUUGUGGUCCAGUUAGCAUGGAUAAUAAGAAGCAAAGAGAGAGAAAAUGGAGAACUUCACUGUGAAUACACAUAAAAUGUUGUAAUCUCAUAAGCGCCAUUUAGGUUGGACUACGCCUGCGUAGUACAUGUUAGUGCGACAGGCGUAGGUGCUGUGACAGGCACACACACCUAGUAUGCCUGCGCUAGCACCUGUGCAUUAAUAUGCACACUCGAAUGGCACCCAUGGUGAUAACACCUUUUUGGUAGAGUUCUCCAUCUUGUGUCGCUAUGCAGCGCUAUACUAUCUUUGGUAAGAAGUGCAUUGUAUCUCCUGGUCAAUUACAUUGCCAUUUUUUUCCAGAGUAAGUGUGCAUAUUACUAUGCCACCACUAGACUUUGAAUACAUUGCAGUGUGUGUGUGUAUUCGUUGCAUUAUGAGAC
Molecule: messenger RNA, 10094 nt
Organism: Acanthaster planci (crown-of-thorns starfish)
Lineage: Eukaryota; Metazoa; Echinodermata; Asteroidea; Valvatida; Acanthasteridae
Biological process (GO): G protein-coupled receptor signaling pathway; cell surface receptor signaling pathway
Cellular component (GO): membrane
Molecular function (GO): calcium ion binding; G protein-coupled receptor activity
Source: RefSeq, a predicted model, not a curated record